GCGUGUUGGAAAGAAGGAAGAGGGAGAAGGCCCCAUUUGGCUUGGAUUACAAGUGAUUGAUUUGAUUCUCUCAAGAUAUUUUUCUGAUUGGAAUUUGGAAAAAUGUAUAUAUGUAUAUAUAUGUUUGUAUGUUUGAUUUAUGAUGUGUGUUUUUGGUUUUGGGACAAAGAUGUGAUUCAAUGUAUAUAUAUAUAUUAUAUGUAUGUGUAUAUGUAUAUUUUUAGUUGUCUUAUUACAUCAAAUAAAUUGCCAGCAAGAAAGGGGCGGUACUAAAAUCUUUUGUUGGGCUUCUUGAUGAGCUAACGCAGACCUUCUUUCCUUUCUCUCUCUUCUCUCUCUCUCUACUACCAGUUUUUGGGAAGCAGUUUUUCUGGCCUUUCUUACACUCAAAAGAGUAUCUUUCACUUUUGAUCCUUAGCUCUCCUCUCUCAACACUCUUCAGAUUCUUCGAUUCGUUUAGGUACUCUCUGCUUCUUCUUGAUGCUUUCGUUUCUUACCUUUUUCCCCAAAGUCCGAGCUUUGGAUUGUCUGAUCAAGAACUGCACGGACAGUAAUUUCCAUCUAGUGAUAUCGUAGUUUCUUCAACAGGCGGUGUAGCAUAAUCGAACUACUAAUAAAGUUGAAAAUGGAUCAGAACAAGACCUUCCAUGAGGUUGUCGGCAGUGAGAAACAGAUGCUGGCGUCGAUCUAUUCCAAGGGCAUUUUACACGACCAUGUAAUGGAACUAUACCGCAGAAUUCGAACAGAGUAUGAACAAAUCCUAUUGAACACCAACAGUGAGAUGUCGCAGCAGCAAGAAGUCGAAUAUCACUUGUGGAAGCUGCAUUAUCAGCUGAUCGAUGAAUUCCGUAAGCGAAUCGGCGGCAGCCACCGUUCUUCCGGCGUUCAUUCGGACAACAAUGGUAGCUUGCAGAGCAAUAUAGACAAAACCUUGGAAGGAUUCAGGCUGUUCUUGUCUGAAUCCACCGAAUUCUAUCGAAGGCUGGUCGUCGAGCUCAGGACGAGCUGCAGACUCGAUGCCGAAAUCUUCCUUACCGAUAAGGACCCCAUGUCGAAUUCGAAUUCCGCAGAAUCGCAAGCGUGCCAGCACACGUGCCAUCGCCUCUUAAUCUGCCUCGGCGAUCUCUCACGGUAUUUCGAGAGUGUUAAGAAAUCCGAGGCCUGUGAUUGGUCGGUUGCGUCGAAGUAUUAUCUCGAAGCGACUCGGACGUGGCCUGAUAGCGGGAAUCCGCAUAAUCAGUUGGCCUUGCUGGCGACGUAUGUCGGCGAUUCGUUCCUUGCGUUGUACCAUUGCUCGAGGAGCUUGGCUGUGAAGGAGCCGUUCCUGGAUGCGUGGAGGAACGUUAUGUUACUUUUCGAAGAGAACAGGUCUGCGACGUUGCCGGCGCUGUCUUCGCAGGCGCCGUUCGAUUUCUUGAAUCCUUCGAAACGAAGUUAUUCUUUGGAUGAUGCUUCUGAGAAGUUCGAGCUGUGGCUGGUCAUUGUCCGAACGAUAAGUUUCUUCUUCGUCGAAUCGAGUUUGGAGGAGUUUCCGAGCACACUUGCUUCGGUGGUGAACAGAUUGGAGGCGGUGUUGUCUGUCGACGAUGCGAAACUUAGAGCUAUUUUGGAGUCUUACCAAAACAUGGACUCGUCGAGAAGAGGUCCUCACCGCGCGAUCCAGCUCGUUUCUGUGUUCAUCUUUGUGGCGCAUAGCCUAACGACUAGCUCCGAACGGGAAGAGUCGAGAGAGAAGGUUGGCAACAAGCGUUCCGAGCUAACGCAGUUGGCGUUUGCAGCGAUGUUCAUUUGCUUGGGCCGUGUCACGGACCGAUGUCUGAGGGGAAACGUCAAUCACAGCGACGGUUGCCCGCUGUUGCCCGCCGUGCUUGUGUUUGUCGAAUGGUUGGUUGGUGCCGUUGAUGUGGUAGAAGCGUACGGCACAGACUCCAAGGUUAAGACUGCUUCGGGUUACUUCUUUUCUGCGCUCGCAGAUCUCUUAGAUCGAAUAGGUCGUGAUGGACGAGGGUAUCGUAUGGAUUACGCCGCAUUGUGGGAAGAUCAUGAGCUGAGGGGCUUCGAUCCGUUGAUUCGCGUUCACGAGACGAUGGAUUUCGCGACGCAUUUGGAGUGCAUGAAUGACUACGGCAGUAGAAACGAGUGUCGCGUGAGGCGCCUACUUUGCGCUGCGACGAGGAUUGUCGAAGCUGCGAGAAAAUGUCGCCGGGAAUGGAUUCCGAGUGACGCGUGGGAGAGAUUGUUAAAGACAUCGGAAUUUACGUCUGAAAAGGAGGAGACAACGACAAUGACGACGCCAAGCGCAAAAUUCCAACCUAUUGUCGAAGAAGAAGAGGUUAUCCUCUUCAAGCCGAUAACCCGGCGUAAUUCUGCGCCGCUCUACAUUUCGAAGCCGGCUAAGGAUCCUGUCAGCGCGGAAGGCGUUCAGACACAAACAUCGGCUACCGAUGAAUGGCUGCGCCGCGCCACUUCAUUGUCGACUGGCCAGAACACGGUGGACGACGCCGACUCGUUCAGCUUCUACACAAGCUCCGUACUCAGCCGGUCUUCGCCAAAACCGAUCGAUCCUUUAUCGACGGGUGCGCACCCUGCCGGACCGCCCUCACUAAGCGCGUGGGUGCUCACACAAGGAAGCUCCGAUGUCGAACCACCACCGGAGAAAAUCCGUGGCGGCUUCAGUAAACAGAAACUCAGCCCCAUCGACGAAAUGGCCUCGACGUCAUUCUCCGAUCUCGCAAUCGACGAAGCCAAGAAUUCGACGCUGCCGCCGCAUGCUUCGAUAAUCAUUCACGACGCGCCUCCGUCGUCUCCGUACAUGACUCCGACGCCGUCAGCUCCACUGUUACCGGACGACGCAGCAUGGCUGAGAGGCAACUCAUUAGCCGUCGCCAGAAAUGAGGCCAACGGAAUUCUUGGGGCCGCUCCAAUUGGAGGCUACAUUAGCCGUGCUGCAGUUCGACCGCCGGUGAAUUACUCACCGCCGCCUCUUUCAGGCCUGGUCGAUGGUUACCCGCCGCCGCUGCUCGGGAUGAGCUCAUCAGAAUGGCUGUACCACUACAGAAACAGCCAGAACAUGGCGGCGAAUCACCUCCCUCCGAUUCACUACAACGCUCCUCCUGCUUAUCACUCGAACGAGCUUUCGAGCUUCGAUUUGUUCGAUCAAUGGGGGAACCAUCUGGUGCCGAAUCCAAUGCCGUAUUUGGGAAGUCCGCAGAUUUAUUCGAGUCCUCCGGCACCGGCGGCGUACGGCGCUGAAGAGCCGAAGAGGGAUAAAUUCUUCCUGGGCUACCAGAGACCAUUUCCGUACGUGUGCGGCGUCGGCGUGGAGAUGAACUCCGAUCAGCCAUCGCUGCUGCAGUAUCUCAAGGAGAAGGAGAGGCAGGUGCAGAUGCAGCCAGGCCCGCAGCUGAGGAACCCUACGUUCACCGGGAACAACUGACUGAUUCCGCCAUUACUUGAAAUCUGUAAUGUCUUAGAAUGGUUUCAAAUGUCGAUAUGAUUAGACUUUGGACGAGCAGUUUGAAUGAAUCGAACAGUCUUCAGAUCAUUACAAUAUGGUCCGGGUCGGGUCGAUAACACAGGCCCGCCCAAUUAAGCCCAUUGAAUGAAUCAAGAAUCGGCCCGGCCCUGGUCGGCACGUGUCAGUGAUGACGUGGCUUGUGGACUCUGCAGCGUCGAGUGUAUCGAACGCUCGAACUUUUUUAUUUUCUUUUUUUAAAAAUAAUAAAAAAGGACAAAUUUGUGACGUA
Molecule: messenger RNA, 3746 nt
Organism: Andrographis paniculata
Lineage: Eukaryota; Viridiplantae; Streptophyta; Magnoliopsida; Lamiales; Acanthaceae
Product: nonsense-mediated mRNA decay factor SMG7-like
Exons: 6
Coding region: 626-3436 (936 amino acids)
Biological process (GO): nuclear-transcribed mRNA catabolic process, nonsense-mediated decay
Cellular component (GO): telomerase holoenzyme complex
Molecular function (GO): protein binding; telomeric repeat DNA binding; telomerase RNA binding
Source: RefSeq, a predicted model, not a curated record